This is a messenger RNA of Rotaria socialis, 630 nucleotides long. The record is from the annotation of a GenBank genome assembly. Lineage: Eukaryota; Metazoa; Rotifera; Eurotatoria; Philodinida; Philodinidae.
AUGAACGUAUUUCUCUCCCUACUAACGAUACAUUGUCAUGCUCCACAUCCUGAUCGUGUUCCAGCUCUCCAAUUAAAGAACGAAAUAAAAACUCGUACUGUAAUGACAGAUGAAUCACCCAGCUCAAUUAUUAAUUCAGCCUUACGCACAUAUCCAUUGAGUGCUGCUGGUGAACUUCCUAGAAGUGACGGCCUGUCGCUCACAAUUCGACGACAACGUACUACUGAAACAGUGGAUGUCAAUGGUCGUUUACCAGAAAAGUUGCGAAAAAUGUAUCGUGAUGAAGACUUCAUCUUACACGAAGACAAAAAAUUAAUUAUCUUUACAACGAAAACUAAUUUAUCUAUUCUAAAGCAAAACAAACAUUGGUUCGUUGAUGGAAUGUUCAAAGUGUGUCCCGACGAUUAUUAUCAACUCUUCACGUUACAUGCGAUGAUGACUAAUGCAAUUAUUCCUCUCGUGUAUGGAUUGCUAAUUGGUAAAAGCAACGGGGAUUACAAUCAAUUCUUCGAAAAAUUAUUUGAACAAGAUAAUUUUCAACCUGAAUCAAUUAUGACUGAUUUCGAGUCUGGUACAAUCAAAUCAGUUAAAGGGACGCUACCUAACGUUUUACACAAAGGCACGUUCUAA